Molecule: messenger RNA, 492 nt
Organism: Rhizophagus irregularis DAOM 181602=DAOM 197198
Lineage: Eukaryota; Fungi; Glomeromycota; Glomeromycetes; Glomerales; Glomeraceae
Source: RefSeq, a predicted model, not a curated record
AUGGGAAUUAUGGAUUACAUGGCUCAUGCUAAAGGUGAGUCUACUAUUAUUACCCCAGCAAGCGAGACUGUUAAUGUCGAAGCUGUUAAUGUCGAAGGAAAUGCUGAAGAUCGUAUGGGAAAUGAUUUCAGAUGGCCUACUUCUAUGCCCCAAAACACCAGAGAUCAAGUCUUCUGGGUUUUCACUGAUAACGAUGUAACCGAAGAUGAUCAAGAAUACGCGCUAAAUUGCAUUUAUUUUUAUAAUAGUCUUGAUAAUGGAAUGUUUGAUGAACAUAAACAGGAUUGGGUGCUGGUGUACAAGCAGAGUGUGGUUGAAUAUGGAGAAAAGAAGUCAAAUAAGCAACGGUCAGAUCUUGAUCGUGAAAUGCCUGGUGCCCUUUAUCUCCCAGUAGAUUCAUUACUUCGUGGAGAAUUUCUUAAUCCUAAAAUUCCCGCAGCGAGAGCAGUACUUUCCCAACGUUCUGCUGGUGGGGGAGAAUAUAUGGUUUGA